UCCGCUGAUCAACAACCUUCAACUCAGGAAUAAUGCAUGACGUAGACGACACCUUGCAUGACGUAGACGACACUUUGCACAAAUGAAAAGGGAAUAAACAAACAGCACACGGAGAGACACUGCUCACAGCUGUGGCUGCGACAUGAAGAAACCAGGCGAAUCCAGCUCGCAAACUGACCACAGCAGCAGCCGGAAUGGACGGCAGGAAACUAGUGGGGGCCUGUGGGACUCUGUGAAAAAGGCGGCCUUUGUCAUCGGGUCGGGCCUGUUCUUCCUUGCUGCAUUCCGGAACUCUGUGACAUGGCACCUGCAGAGGUUCUGGGGAGCAUCGGGGGAUUUCUGGCAGACCCAGUGGACUAAGCUUUACCGUGCCUUUGAUGGAAACGAAGCAGCAUUGUUCAUUGUUGGGACCUUGUUGGUACCCACGUUCUGCUUCUGGCUGUUUAAUGGUUUCCUGAUGGUGGUGGACACAACAGGGAGGCCCAGUUUCAUCACACGCUACAGGAUCCAGGUGGACAAAAACAACCCGGUGAACCCACAGAAGCUGCGUUACGCAGUGUGGACGGUGCUGAUGAACCAGCUGCUGCUGUCCGUGCCGCUGGUCUUGCUCACUUACGUGGUGAUGAAGUGGCACGGGGAGCCGUGUGGCCCAGACCUCCCCACCUUCCACUGGGUGCUGCUGGAGCUGGCUGUCUGCGGUCUGCUGGAGGAGAUCUUCUUCUACUAUUCCCACAGGCUGUUCCACCAGCCGCUGUUCUACAAACACAUCCAUAAGAUCCACCAUGAGUGGACAGCUCCAGUGGGCGUGGUGUCCCUCUAUGCCCACCCAGUAGAGCACGUGUGCGCCAACAUGUUCCCUGCUCUGAUUGGCCCUAUGCUGCUGGGCUCGCACUUGGCCACGACCUCGCUGUGGUUCUCUAUUGCACUGUUGGUCACCACCAUCUCCCACUGCGGCUACCACCUGCCUCUGCUGCCGUCGCCCGAGUUCCAUGACUUCCACCACCUCAAGUUUAACCAGUGCUAUGGAGUUCUCGGAGUCCUGGACAGACUCCAUGGAACAGAUGACAAAUUCCGGAAAACCAAACCCUUCGAGCGACACACUAUCCUACUGAGUUUGACGCCACUUAACGAGAGUAUCCCUGACUCACCAAAGCCAACUCAGUGACCACGCUGCACCUACUGAACACUACCAGGCCUCAUCAGUUACCAGUCAAGCCAAGCAGCAGCUACCAGAGCAUUUAGAAACAUGAACUGAGAGUGUCAACCACAUCUUGUCAAAUUGACUUACUUGAGAGUUGUACUAUUGUACUAUUGUGUACAAUCUACAUGUCCAGAGCAAGGUCACGUUUCCUAAAGAACCUUUUAAAACACCAUUUCUAGUGACACUAGUAGAGUAGUGCUGGCAACAUAAGACUCUCCUUAUGUCUCAGACAGCUUUGCUAAACUAUGAGAUUUUAAUUAAUGAAUUUUAAUCCUUUCAGAUCAGUAUUCCCCAGGCAACCAAAAAGAAAAUUUUCUACAUGCAAUGCUUCUAAAUUGUAAUUAAUAAAUACCACAAAUAGUUUAUUGUAUUUGGAUGAUAAGUUUAAUAUGAAGUGGAUUUUCUCAAUAUUAAACAUUCCUAAGCAUUCAGAUUUAAUGUUUUAAUGUAAUGAUUAGUACUACAUGUAAAUAAAUAAUGAAAUGGACAUGCAUUUCUACAUUUUGAUGAUUUCAAAAUGCAGCAAUAAUGAACCAAGUUGGACAGGCUGAAUAAUAAAUCUGUUUCUUAGCUUUGAUAAAUGUUAAAUUUGAAUGACAGUUUUUACCUGCAUUAUUAACAUGACUAGCACUGAGAGGACUCAACCCAGCUUUGGUUGAGACUCCUACUGCUGCAGAUGACAUCCAUUGCCACAGAUGAGCACAGAGUGAGCAGACAGACAGAGAGUGAGAAGACCCAGAUCUCAGGGUGAACACCUCGUGCUGAACCAUGUUACAGGUGUCGUUAGGUCUGGGCUUAAGAAACUGACCCAAACUCAUGACCAAGUCUGGGCAGCACCAACUGGAACAAAACAAAAAACCUUUAGCAUGGAAAAAGACAGAGCACAACAGUUUAAGGUUUUUUUUGUCCAUUUUAUAUAUAUAUAUAUAUAUAUAUAUAUAUUUUUUUUUUAUUCUUUAAGGAAAAGCAUAAUUACUAGAAAUUACAAAUGACACUAAUAGCGAAUCACAUCAGCCUACAAAGCAGAUAUCAUGAAUUUUAAAUGUUAUGGUACAAGUUCUCAUUCAAGUAUUUUACAUUUCCCAUUUUGUUUUGUUUUUUUUGUUGCCUUUUUUUGUUGGUUUUUUUGCUCUCUUUUUUCAUGUUUAUGAGCCCAGAAGACUAUAAUGGUAGUGAACUAUUAACA
Molecule: messenger RNA, 2387 nt
Organism: Electrophorus electricus (electric eel)
Lineage: Eukaryota; Metazoa; Chordata; Actinopteri; Gymnotiformes; Gymnotidae
Gene: faxdc2
Product: fatty acid hydroxylase domain containing 2
Biological process (GO): lipid biosynthetic process
Molecular function (GO): oxidoreductase activity; iron ion binding
Source: RefSeq, a predicted model, not a curated record